Molecule: messenger RNA, 3075 nt
Organism: Formica exsecta
Lineage: Eukaryota; Metazoa; Arthropoda; Insecta; Hymenoptera; Formicidae
Product: DDB1- and CUL4-associated factor 11
Exons: 11
Coding region: 1-1527 (508 amino acids)
Biological process (GO): proteasome-mediated ubiquitin-dependent protein catabolic process
Cellular component (GO): Cul4-RING E3 ubiquitin ligase complex
Molecular function (GO): protein binding
Source: RefSeq, a predicted model, not a curated record
AUGGCGGAGUAUCUGAUCUUGUCGCUGAUCGAGUCCGUUAAAAAAAAAAACCAGAAACAUCUUCCCUACUCGCCUGCGCCUAGCGCAGGACGUCAUAUUCGUACGCUCACAAACACUAUAGAGAGUAGAUCCGAUGAGUCCGAAGAUGAAUUUCCAAACAAUGCAAGACGGAGGUUUGUUCGAGAUACAACCAGGUUAAAGGAAAACGAUAUAAAUUACAUCAUUAAACAGGCCUCUGGAAUAGGGCAUAGUUCUGACCAACAGAAUGUGUCUAUCACACCUGUGAUACAAAGGAGAGCUCUUAGGCCUGAUGGUUUUAGCACAAAUGAAAAAUGUAGAUUAAGAAAUAGUCUUUUACCAAAUAAGCCAUGUACGAUACAGAAUUAUGAUACUAAAGUAUUCUGCGGUUUAUAUUCUAAGGAUGGGAGGUUCUUCAUCACUGCCACUCAGGACAAACAGUUGCAUGUAUAUCGCACACAUGGUGACAGAUUUGACUUAUAUAAAGAAAUUCAGGCACGCGACGUUGGUUGGAGUAUUCUGGACUUAGCGUUUUCUCCGGAUGGUAGAUAUAUCGCGUACUCGAGCUGGUCGGAAAGUCUGUAUCAAUGCCCUCUCUUUGGGCGCAGAGAUGAUGCCCUGGAAAAGCUACAAUUAAGACCAACAGAACGACGAUUCACCGUGUUUUCGAUAGCGUUUUCACACGAUGGGAAAGAGAUCAUUGGUGGCGCUAAUGAUGAAUGCCUUUACGUAUAUGAUCGCGAGCUUCAUCGGCAAGUUUUGCGGUUUCGAGGUCACGACAAAGAUGUCAAUACUAUAGCUUUUGCUGAUAACACUUCACAAAUCUUCUACACUGGUAGCGACGACGGAUUAUGUAAGAUAUGGGAUAGAAGAACGAUAAAUGAAACUAAUCCUUGUGCGGUUGGAGUGUUGGCCGGUCAUAGCAAUGGAAUCACAUAUAUCGAUUCACGCGGUGAUCAACGAUAUUUAAUAUCCAAUUCUAAAGAUCAAAGCAUUAAGUUGUGGGAUGUACGCAAAUGCUCCAGUCAUAGAACCGAGCAAAUUGCUAGACAGUUUGUUGAUCGUCAGGACUGGGACUAUAGAUGGCAGCGCAUGCCUGAAAUGACACGGGAACCGCAAAUUUUAGACGGCGACACCAGUGUUAUGACGUAUUACGGUCAUUGUAUCCGUAAAACCCUGAUACGUUGUCGUUUCUCGCCAGAAAUUACAACCGGCCAAAGAUACAUUUGCACAGGAGAUUCGAGAGGUCGGCUGAUCAUAUACGAUCUUCUAACGGGGAAAAUCGUGCUCAAUGUAAGAGGUCAUAGGGGAUGCGUCCGUGAUGUUAGCUGGCAUCCUUAUAAUCACAUUAUCCUUACCUCAUCCUGGGAUGGGAAAGUAGCUAAAUGGAUCUACAGGGAUGAUAUGAGUGGUAAUGUGGACCAAGAAGAAGAGGAACUGGUCAUUACUAAUCCCCCUACACUAUUACGGCGAAGUGAAAGAAUAGCUGGACAAAGAAGAGCAUGCUAAUUCGUAUAAUACCGAAUUAGCAUGCUCUUUUUUGCCCAAUAAAAACAAAUUUGUUUCGAAAGGCAAGGAGAAUAGAGGAAAUGGCUAUCGAUGACAGAUUUCGCUCAAGUUCUGCUUUUGACUUUCCGUCGAGAAUACAAGUACUCGGUGUACAAGACUGAAGAACACGCUUUCUCCCGUCCGUGUUUACGUAUUUUGCGGGAAAAUAAUUCUCGUUAUGAUCACUUUGUGUCAUUGAUACAAGUUGAGCAAGAACACCGUUACUCAAUCUGUUGUGAUGGCACGAUCUAUUCACGCGCUACGCAUAUCUCUCUUCCUCCUCUCCUUUUCACAUUGUUUACAAAUGUUUUACACUGCAAAGAAGCGAUGUAUUUUUAUUAAGUCAUCAUUUCGUUUUUAUGAAACCUUUGACGAAUUAUUCCAUCAAACGACAUUUUUUUCACAAUAUUAAUCGGUUCUUUUUCCUGGAUUAUGACUUUUAUAUUUGGACUGUUUGGAUAUAGCACUCGAGCUAUAAGUAAACUAAAAUUAUCUCUAAAAUGUUUUCCUCUUUUCGAACAUAUCUCUAUAAUAUAAAAGUUCGCCUCAAAAAGGAUCGCCCCAGCGUUCGUUUUUAAUUAUGUAGAUUAGCUUACAUUAUCUUAUUAUUGUCUCAUUAAUAGAAAUUACAUUAUUAUAGUCUCAUUAAUAGAAAGGUAUUUGGGACCGAUUGUAUAACUUCUUCGCCGAGAUGAGAAAGGAUAAAAACACGAAUGAGAGAAAAUAAGAAAAAACAUUUUUUAGCAUUAAAACUGAUUAGAGAGCUGCUUAAUAUCAGUCAUACAUAUAGGUAAAGGCUCAAGCUUCUGCUCGCAUAAGAAUAAAAAAAGGAAUGUUUUUUUGUUGAGAAGAAACAAAAGAUUUCUUUAAUAAGAUAAUAGUGUAUAAUUAGUAGUUAUUUUAUCGUUUCAUAUUGUAUAGAGAUAUUUGUUCGCGAUUAUAAUAUGCGAUAUCACUGAUAAAAGUACAAAUCUCGAUGCUUUCAAUAUUAAAUAUGACGUAUUUUUCGCACAAUAUUCCAACUUCGAUCAAAACUAAAUAAUUUUGCAUUACUUUUGAAUAAUGAAGAAUGAUGUAUACAAUUGUAAAGCAACCUCGUUUUGUACUACGUUUAUUCUAAAGCUUUAAAGUGCGCGCACAUGCACGUACGUAUACACAAGCGAUUUUUUUAUGGAAUUAUUUUACUGCGGCGUCAAAUAAAAUAUCGUAUUAAUUUGUAUGUAUAUGUAUACUUGAAAUAAAAAUCGCCUCAAGGGGUGAACACACAGUUAGUUUAAAAUUAUUAAGAUUACUGUGUAGCGAGAGAAAAAAAUCGCUUGUGUAUGUGUAUGGAAUUUUAAUAAUUAAUUUUUUAACUUCAUUAUUUCGAAUAUUAAGAAAUAUUAAGAAAUAAGAGACUAUUGGGCGAUCCAUAAUUCCGAACCGAUUGUUAAGCCUUCAUAAUUAAUGUACAUUUUUAUCUCAGAACAUGUAACAUAUUGUUGGUUUAAUAUAAUACUGAUUAUUAUA